Molecule: messenger RNA, 1455 nt
Organism: Anolis carolinensis (green anole)
Lineage: Eukaryota; Metazoa; Chordata; Lepidosauria; Squamata; Anolidae
Gene: zcchc17
Product: zinc finger CCHC-type containing 17
Exons: 8
Coding region: 161-859 (232 amino acids)
Biological process (GO): RNA stabilization
Molecular function (GO): RNA binding; zinc ion binding
Source: RefSeq, a predicted model, not a curated record
CCCAACCCUUGCGUACGCUGUGUGCUGAUUGGUCGGCAGGAAGGAAACGGCUGUGUUGUGGUUUCCAGAAAGGCUGAAGUGCUGAGGAAGGGAGGACGUCAAGCGGCUUCUGAAGCUGAACAUGUAUGUGCUCUCUCUGUAAGCUGCACGAGUGAAGACAAUGGAAGUAUUUCCAGAACUAUAUGACAUAUUCCAGGGAGAGGUUGCUUCUGUAACAGAUUAUGGAGCAUUCAUAAAAAUUCCAGGAACAAGUAAACAAGGCCUCGUACACAAAAGUCACAUGUCACAUUGCCGAGUGGAUAUUCCCUCAGAGCUGGUGGAUGUUGGCGAAAAAGUGUGGGUGAAACUGAUAGGAAAAGAGAAGACAGACAACAAGCUGAAAUUUUCUCUUUCCAUGAAGGUUGUUAAUCAAGGAACUGGAAAGGACCUUGACCCCAACAACGUUGCCCUUGAUCAAGAUGCGCGAAGGAAGCAGUCAUUCAAGGACUACACGAGCCAGAAGAUUACUCUGGAAGCUGUCCUCAACACAGUUUGCAAGAAGUGUGGCUGCCCAGGUCAUUUUGCCAAAGACUGCUUCAUGCAGCCGGGAGGGACCAAAUACACUCUGAUCCCAGAGGAAGAAGAAAUCCUCCCAGAAAACAAAAAUGAGGCUCAUCUAUCUGAGGAUUCUGUAAAGAAGAAGAAGAAGAAGGGGAAAAAGAGACACAAGAACAAAGCCUCUUCUGAACCAGAAGUUUCCGACAGCGAUGAAUUAGAGAGUGGGAGCCGGCCAGCCGGGAAGAAAAGGAAAGUGGCCGAAAAGGCCCCCAAGAAGAAGAAGAAAAAGAAGCACCACCAUAAGAAGAAGCACAAGGAGUGAGGAGCACCGAAUGGAUAGACGGGCAACGGGUCCUGCUAGCACAGAACGGCUGAGGCAGAGAGAGUUGCAUUUGCAGCCCUUCUGACCACGCUGCCGUCCUUUUCCUCUUGGCUGCAAGUAUUCCAAUGAGGAUGGGCCCUCAUUGUUGUGGCCCCUGCAUCUACAACCCUUUGAGCAUGCUUUCCCCCCCAUAAAAAUUGUUCGCACACACAUUGGCAGCAAAAAGCAACUUCCCCAAACCUGUAAAAAACAUUUCCAAAUAGUUUCUUCAAGCCCCCGAGAUCUUCAGGCGCAUUUCAGCCAAAUAGCUGUAUUCCAACCCAGAUGGCAAUGGGAAGACACAGCAUCUCUUCCAUUUACCAUUUUGGCAGAGAUGCUGCCAAUGGAGAAUGUUGCGAUUGGGCUCUGUUGGAGGCAAGGGCUCGUGUGCAUUGCGUUGGGUGUCAGAAAAUCGGAAAAUCAACCUCUACGGUUGCCAAUCCUUGCUUUGCAUUACAGCUAUUUAUAAAUUUGCUUUUAUUCCCGAACUGUAACCUGUACAUAAAAAUAAGUCCAGUAUUACAAUAAUAAAUGCAAAAAAAUGUGAUGGAAAAAUA